This is a messenger RNA of Phlebotomus argentipes, 1778 nucleotides long. RefSeq names its product homeobox protein slou (gene slou). Gene Ontology annotation, cellular component: nucleus. NCBI's taxonomy places the organism in Eukaryota, Metazoa, Arthropoda, Insecta, Diptera, Psychodidae. Gene Ontology annotation, molecular function: RNA polymerase II cis-regulatory region sequence-specific DNA binding; DNA-binding transcription factor activity, RNA polymerase II-specific. The record is from RefSeq and is a predicted model, not a curated record. Gene Ontology annotation, biological process: regulation of transcription by RNA polymerase II; cell differentiation. The transcript is spliced from 5 exons. Bases 1 to 1410 code for a protein of 469 amino acids.
AUGGUCAUGAUGCAGUCAUCGGGACACGACGGUGAGCACCCUUUGAGCCCCAUGUCCGGAUCAAAGUCACCGAAACCCGAUGAUCAGACCCUUCAAACCAAGUACGCACGAUUUGAAACCAGCAAGACCGAAGCUAAGUUUCCGGAUAAAGUGACCAAUAGUCUCUUGGUCAGGGGCAUGGAGAAUCGAAAUUUCCCAUUGUCGAACAACAACCAGCAGAAGCAGAUUGAUGCAAAUUACGCGGAAGCGCUAAGUGAUGACGAGAGCGUCCGGAAUCGCCAGAUGCUGGAGCAUAGAUUGAGUCCGGUGGAGCCGUCGGAUGGUAGAGGCCACGAGGAAUGUCUGAAGUACGUCGGUGCCCACUACGCGACCAGUGGUCGCAGCUGUGCAGAGCAUCGCGUCAAGAAUGAUGGAUCACCCGAAGGAGACAAGCAAUCCAUCAGCAAUUUAUCUGCCAUUAGCACCAAUCAAUAUUCCGUCAAGUACGAAGCACCGACGGGAGGAGAAAUUGAGGUGGACCAGAUAAAGCUGGCCAGGACGAUGCUCAGCAGUGACAUAUCGGACUUUGGCUUUCGGAUACAAUUGGGUGGUCUGCACUCCACCUAUGCCCGCAGUGACACAAGCGAAGAACUUGUGGUCGAUGGGAAUGAUGAUAUGGAGUCCCAAGACGGAGCGACGAUUUGUCCUGUGGACUUAACACGCUCGAUGGACUCAAAAGCUGUCUGCAUCACCGAUAAGGAUACCCCUCGGAAACUUGCCUUCUCAGUAGAGAACAUCCUCGAUCCCAACAAGUUCACCGGUAAGAAGCCCCGCUCUGAAAUCGUAUCCAGAUUUUGGGGAUAUGACAAGGAUAAGCUCAAGGAUUCAAUGGACAAUGACAUGGACGAUUCCCACUCCGGCAAGGACGUGAGUGAGGUGGACAAUGAGGAAAUAUGUGAUGAUGCAAUGGAGAGUGAUACGGAAGAUCAUAUCAGCGAGGAGGAUUCCAAGAAGGAUUCCACAUCACGCAACUCAAAAAGCAACUCGUCAGACGGAAAAUCACAAGCAAAUGGCACAAAGCCGAGAAGGGCACGGACGGCCUUCACGUACGAGCAGCUCGUUUCGCUAGAAAACAAAUUUAAGACUACGAGAUAUUUGUCUGUUUGUGAAAGACUCAAUUUAGCUCUAAGUCUCAGCCUCACGGAAACACAAGUGAAAAUAUGGUUCCAAAACCGACGGACAAAGUGGAAAAAGCAAAAUCCUGGAAUGGACGUGAAUAGUCCAACUAUCCCUCCGCCAAACUCAGGUGGCUCCUUCGGACCGGGCUCCUACACCGGAAGCCUGCUCUAUCCACACGCAGUGCCAUAUCCGCCCUAUGGACCGUAUUUCCAUCCACUGGGUGGCCACCAUCUGAGCCACUCUCACAACUAGGAGCCAUUGAAAUGCCAAAUUGUGCUUAAUCCGAUGGGAGUAUUUAGUUUUACAUUAAGUAAAAACCUAUGGAAGAUCAAUUUACGCCCUUUAAUUGCAAUACUUGUUUGGCAUCUUUUUAAUUUAGUGGUUAUUGAUGAUUUUUAACUGAUUAGUGCUAAACUUAAUUGUCUCUAAAGUGAAAAUAUUUUACAUGUAAGCCAUUAUUUGCAUUAGCGGACGCAAUACAACCAUCUCUAAGGAGGCAUAACAUGUGGAUAUUCUGUACAAAACGAUAUUGUUUAAUACUACAGUUGUAAAUAGACAGAUCAGUUUAAUACAAAAAAUUGUGUAAAUAGCAAUGAAAAUAUAAAUAAAAUAUUAACAGA